This is a messenger RNA of Rhinocladiella mackenziei CBS 650.93, 1401 nucleotides long. RefSeq lists its product as uncharacterized. Lineage: Eukaryota; Fungi; Ascomycota; Eurotiomycetes; Chaetothyriales; Herpotrichiellaceae. Bases 1 to 1401 code for a protein of 466 amino acids. Gene Ontology annotation, cellular component: cytoplasmic side of plasma membrane; ESCRT III complex; multivesicular body. The record is from RefSeq and is a predicted model, not a curated record. The transcript is spliced from 2 exons. Gene Ontology annotation, biological process: vesicle budding from membrane; late endosome to vacuole transport via multivesicular body sorting pathway.
AUGUCCCCUCUCGUGGACUGGCUGGUCGAGCAUGAGCCUUCAUUUCGCAAAUCCCGUCUCCCAUCUCUGUACUCCGAUCUGACCGUGCAAAAAACCUCAAAUCCAGAAGGCUAUGCUGCGAAUGUGACGGCGUGGGAAGCGGCUCUGAUACGCGCCUCGCUGGCCGGUCAGCUCCCCGUUGAACAGCGCUUGAUCCUCCAGACCUCCGAUGCCUUACUCGACGCGCUCGCCAGUCCCCAGUACGGUCGACCCUUUGGGCUCGGUUGCGUACUUGACGAAUGCGUGCGGCGGGGGAAAAUGAUCGACCUCUCAGAUUUCCUCACCAGCGACAAGAGUAUCUACGAUCGUGCUUGGUUUCCCAGCCCGUGGGCGAUUCUACGCUGGAGUCUGCGCCAGAUCGGGGUCAUGGAGAGUGGGUGCUACAAUGUCGACGGACGGCUGAAGAGAGGGAAUCUCGUUCUUGUGCCUGCGUUGGAGGAAGUGUGGAAACAAUUGCAACAACGGAGGGAAACAAGAUCGCCGAGUCUUCCUGAGCGGAUCACGAGUCGCGAGUUGUUUCUUCAGGAGAUUAACAAUCUGCGACUGGGCCCCUUCUCAGCGCAAGACAUACCUAUUCUUCUACGAUUUUUAUCACGCGAUAAACAAGUGCUCAGCUACGACGACACGACCAUAAAAUUCAAGUCUCCCACAUCAUCAACUCCGGAGCCCGUCACGCCGGAAGACCGCACCAUUGCUUCCCUCAAGACUCUGGUAUCCAAUCUUACAGCUCAAACCACUACUCUCUCCUCCCGCAUCACAACGCUGCAGGCUACAGCGCAGAUGGCGGUCAAGGCCGGCAACAAGACCGCGGCGCUCGCGGCUCUCCGGUCCAAGAAACUCACAGAACGCACCUUCCAAUCUCGCAUGGACACGCUGCAUCAGCUAGAAGAAGUAUACGCGAAGAUUGAAACCGCAGUCGACCAGGUCGAGGAAGUCGCGGCAAUGGAAGCAAGUGCCGGCGUCCUGAAGACACUGAACACGAAAGUCGGCGGCGUCGAGCGCGUCGAGGAUGUCAUUGACACCCUGCGCACGGAGAUGGGCAAAGUUGACGACGUCGGUGGCGUGCUUACGGAGCCUCUAGACGCCAAAGUCGCACUGGACGACAAUGAAGUUGAUGAGGAAUUCGAGGCUAUGGAGCGCGAGGAAAGAUUGAAGAAGGAGGCCCACGAGGCAGAAGUCACGAGGCGGAGGAUCGCGGAACUGGAGAAGGUAAAGGCGCAAGCAGAUACGGAUCAUGGGCAAGCGCAGCAAAAAUCUCUGGAUGAGGAAUUGUCCACGAGUAUUGAGAAACUGCAGAGACUGGAUAUUAAGGGUCAGCAACCCGAACGAGAAAGAGAUAGAAUUGCCGAAGGAACGGCUUAG